Peromyscus eremicus (cactus mouse) is the source of this 2416-nucleotide messenger RNA. It is a transcript of the gene Cep83, whose product is annotated as centrosomal protein 83. The record is from RefSeq and is a predicted model, not a curated record. The coding region runs from base 249 to 2351 and encodes 700 amino acids. Gene Ontology annotation, cellular component: centrosome. The transcript has 16 exons. Lineage: Eukaryota; Metazoa; Chordata; Mammalia; Rodentia; Cricetidae.
CCAGCGGUGGCACCGGACCCCUCGGCCCCAAUGCCUGGGCGAGCAGAACGGAGUGGGUGGCGGUGGUCGGAGCUGUGCCGGGGUCCCCCGGGGGGCGAGCGCGGCCGUGUUCCUUUGGGCAGGCUGCAAGGACGGUGUAUGAGUUUGGCAUGAUUUGGUCUCCUGGGAUUCUGCCAUAGCAAGAAAGAAGUUGGAAAUACUCCUGAAAGAAAACUAAAACAAAACAAAAGCCUCAGCGUCUUCUUUUCAUGGUUGUCAGUUGCCUUACAAAGAUGGACACGUUUCCUAGUGUAUUUCCUCCUGGUGGAGACAGUAGGCUGAAUCCUGAACCUGAGUUCCAAAAUAUGUUAAUUGAUGAAAGGGUACGAUGUGAACAUCAUAAACAUAAUUAUCAGGCUCUGAAAAUUGAACACAAAAGGUUGCAGGAAGAAUAUGUAAAAUCACAAAAUGAACUUAAGCGUGUGUUGCAUGAAAAGCAAACUAACCAGGAAAAAUUCCAACUGCUCCUUGAAGAGUUAAGAGCGGAAUUAAUGGAGAAAAUUAAAGACCUGGAAGAAAUGAAGCGGCAGGUAUUAACACCCCAAAAAUUGGAAUUGGUAAGAGCCCAAAUGCAGCAAGAAUUAGAAGCUCCAAUGCGAGAGCGUUUCCGGACUCUUGAUGAAGAAGUGGAAAGGUACAGAGCUGAAUAUAAUAAGCUUCGCUAUGAGCAUACAUUCCUCAAGUCAGAAUUUGAGCACCAGAAGGAGGAGUUUGCUCGUAUUUCAGAAGAAGAAAAAAUGAAAUUUGAAUCAGAGGUGGCACGGCUGGAGAAGGAUAAAGAGGAACUGCAUAACCAGCUGCUCAGUGUCGAUCCCACAAGAGACAGCAAGCGCGUGGAGCAACUCGUUCGAGAAAAAGCCCAUUUGCUUCAGAAACUGAAAGGGUUAGAGGCUGAAGUAGCAGAAUUAAGGGCUGAGAAAGAGAAUUCUGGUGCGCAUGUAGAGAAUGUCCAAAGAAUACAGGUGAGGCAGCUGGCGGAGAUGCAGGCUGCACUCAGGUCCUUGGAGGCUGAAAAGCAGUCAGCUAAGCUGCAGGCUGAACGCUUAGAGAAAGAGCUGCAAUCAAGCAAUGAACAGAACACUUGUUUAAUCAGCAGAUUGCAUAAAGCGGACCGAGAAAUAAGUACGCUGACCAGUGAAGUGAAAGAGCUCAAACAUUCAAACAAACUAGAAAUAACUGACAUCAAACUGGAGGCAGCAAGAGCUAAGAGUGAGCUAGAAAGAGAAAGGAAUAAGAUUCAAAGUGAACUGGAUGGAUUGCAGGCAGACAAUGAAAUUCUCAAGUCCACUGUCGAACACCACAAAGUACUCUUGGUGGAAAAAGAUCGUGAAUUAAUUCGUAAAGUACAAGCUGCCAAGGAAGAAGGUUAUCAGAAACUUGUGGUGUUACAGGAUGAAAAGCUGGAACUUGAGAACAGAUUAUCAGACUUAGAGCGAAUGAAAGUGGAACACGAUGUCUGGAGGCAGUCGGAAAAGGAUCAGUGUGAAGAGAAACUGCGGGCCUCACAGAUGGCGGAGGAGGCAGCCCGGAGGGAGCUUCAGAGCAUUAGGUUAAAACUUCAACAACAAGUUGUGAAUACUGAAAAAGCAGAGAAAGAAAAACUUGAAAAUGCUGAGCUGAAACAGCAAAUCAGUCAUUUGCAGAUCCAGGUGACCUCGCUGACACAGUCAGAGAAUGACCUGCUGAAUUCAAACCAAAUGCUGAAGGACACGGUGGAGAGAUUAAAACAGGAAUGCCGACAUUUACGAAGCCAAGCUGAAAAAGUGCAGCUAGAAGUUGAAAAGACACUGGAGGAAAAACAGAUCCAGUGGUUGGAAGAAAAGCAUAAACUUCAGGAGCGUAUCACAGACAGAGAAGAGAAGUAUAAUCAAGCUAAAGAGAAACUCCAGCGAGCUGCAACUGCUCAGAAAAAGAGAAAAUCUCUUCAUGAAAACAAAUUGAAGAGACUUCAGGAAAAAGUGGAAGUCUUGGAGGCAAAGAAAGAAGAAUUAGAAACAGAAAACCAGGUGUUAAAUAGACAAAAUGUUCCAUUUGAAGAAUAUACAAGGCUUCAAAAACGACUGAAGGACAUACAGAGGAGACAUAAUGAAUUUCGAAGUCUGAUUUUGGUUCCUGACCUGCCUCCACCAGCAUCGCUCCACCCUGCUAACUUUCAGUCGUCAGCUGUAGUUCCUGGAAUGGAACUCUCCUUUCCUCCUCAUAUGCAGGAGGAACAACAUCAAAGAGAACUCUCUCUACUUCGCAAAAGACUGGAGGAACUAGAAACCACACAAAGAAAACAGCUGGAGGAACUUGGCUCUUCUGGGGAGUGAUGCUGAAGAAAGGCAAAGCCAGGAACUCAAUAAAGCGUGAGGUUGAACAGGUGCCAUUGAGAUGC